AUGGCGAAUUGGGCGGACCUCCCAGCAGACAUGAUCUCUGAGCUUACCUUUUACUUGAAAGGGGAUGAAUACGAUCGUUUUCGAGCCGUUUGCAAGGGUUGGAGAGAAAGAACAGAAGAGCGUGCCCCGCAACUUAUUCUGAUGAAUUUCGCUGAGAAUGACAAUACGAUAAAUGCUUUAGCGUUCUUUGAUAUUGUAUGCAAAAUAGUAAAACCCGUUUCGCCCUCUGUUUUCCGAGCAGUACAAGGUUCCCAUUACAUGGGUUCUUCGCACGGUUGGUUGUUUCUUGGCAGGUAUUUGGACGGAAAUUUACAUGUUUCGCUCCUCGACCCUUUUGCUCGUAAGGAGUCUUUGAUCACUCUCCCUCCUCUUGGCCAUCAACCUCAAGGAUGUGUAGCCGGCCGUAUCUUAGUGUCUCAGCAGCCGAGUUCUAUUCAACUCAAGAACCACAAUUUGGUUGUGGUUUAUUGCAGUCGUGAUGUCAAUGGUGACAUUUCUUCUCGUAUGAGGUUUAUCAAGCCUGUUCAAGAAAGGGUCUGGGGCUCUGUUUGGUUAGGAAAACCACCCAGUGACAUUUUAAGUAUGGAUGGAGGAUUCUAUGUAAAUUUCGAUGGCGUGCUUUCACUAGUGGAUAUAGAGAACGAGGAUGUUCUUGAAAAAUGCCUAUCACUACCCGGCCUCUCUCGGGAACUAUCGUCUGAUCCAAGCCUCUCACUGAGGAAACGAAGAGGAGCUUGGGUUCCUGUUCAUAACUAUCACCCUUCGGGGCUGCUAGUGAAGAUGUCAUACUUCUGGUGUAAUAGAUCAACGAGAUAUAUUCCAGUUGGAUGGAUAGCAUCAGCUUGA
Messenger RNA from Dioscorea cayenensis subsp. rotundata (Guinea yam), 846 nucleotides. RefSeq lists its product as uncharacterized. Bases 1 to 846 code for a protein of 281 amino acids. The record is from RefSeq and is a predicted model, not a curated record. The transcript has 2 exons. NCBI's taxonomy places the organism in Eukaryota, Viridiplantae, Streptophyta, Magnoliopsida, Dioscoreales, Dioscoreaceae.